Miniopterus natalensis is the source of this 3615-nucleotide messenger RNA. The record is from RefSeq and is a predicted model, not a curated record. NCBI's taxonomy places the organism in Eukaryota, Metazoa, Chordata, Mammalia, Chiroptera, Miniopteridae.
UGCAUCCCUGCAUAGUGCCCCUGCCUUUGUGACUAACUGGGUUCAGCAUGGCUGUGAAACUCAGACUUGGAGUCUUAGAAUUGAGGUUCAAACUUCUCCAGGGCAGCCUUCUCCCCCUGGGGUUUCCGUGGGGCUUCUGGGGUACAGAGCUUGCUAGGAAGGAAGCAGCUUUUCCUGAACUACUGAGGUAAACCUCCUGAGGUGAGUGAGCUCUGGGAGCUAUUAUCUGUAAACUUUGGUGGUUUUUUUUCAUUGUUUGUUUGGUUUUGGUUUUGCUUAAGUUGCCCCUUGACGUAAAAGUUUGUAGAAUUUCUCCCCUUGUUAUAUUCAUUUCUGCCUGUUUUAUUUUAAAUUCUGGGGUAAUAAUUAUUAGUUAUCUUGAGUUGCUUUCAUUUCUGGAUCUCUAACUCUGAACUUUUAAUUUUUCCUACAGAGCCGAGAAAACAGAAGUCCUCAGUGAAGAUCUGUUACAGAUCGAGCGGCGCCUGGAUGCAGUGCGGUCAAUGUGCCACCACUCUCACAAGCGCCUAGCGGCUUGCUUCCAGGGCCAGCAUGGCACGGAUGCUGACAGGAGACACAAAAAGCUCCCUCUGACAGCUCUUGCCCAGAACAUGCAGGAGGCAUCGGCACAGCUGGAAGACUCUCUCCUGGGGAGGAUGCUAGAGACGUGUGGAGAUGCCGAGAAUCAGCUGGCUCUAGAACUCUCUCAGCACGAGGUCUUUGUUGAGAAGGAGAUUGUGGACCCCCUGUGUGGCAUAGCAGAGGUGGAGAUUCCUAACAUCCAAAAACAGCGGAAGCAGCUUGCCAAGUUGGUGUUAGACUGGGACUCAGUCAGAGCCAGGUGGAACCAGGCUCACAAAUCUUCAGGAACCAACUUUCAGGGGCUCCCAUCAAAGAUAGACACCCUGAAGGAGGAGAUGGACGAGGCCGGGGGCCGGGUGGAGCAGUGCAGGGAUCAGCUGGCAGCAGACAUGUACAGCUUCAUGGCCAAAGAAGGGGAGUACAGCAAAUUCUUUGUCAUGUUAUUAGAAGCCCAAGCAGAUUACCAUAGAAAAGCAUUAGCAGUCUUAGAAAAGGCCCUUCCCGAAAUGCAAGCCCAUCAAGAUAAGUGGGCGGAGAAGCCGGCCUUUGGGACUGCAUUGGAGGAGCACCUGAAGCGGAGUGGCCGUGAGAUCGCGCUGCCCAUCGAGGCCUGUGUGAUGCUGCUACUGGAGACGGGCAUGAAGGAGGAGGGCCUUUUCCGAAUUGCAGCAGGGGCCUCCAGGUUAAAGAAGCUGAAAGCUGCUUUAGACUGCUCUACUUCCCACCUGGAUGAGUUUUAUUCAGACCCCCAUGCUGUAGCAGGUGCUUUGAAGUCCUACUUACGGGAGCUGCCCGAACCCUUGAUGACCUUUCAUCUGUAUGAAGAAUGGACACAAGUUGCCAGUGUGCAGGAUCAAGACAAAAAACUUCAAGAUUUAUGGCGGAUAUGUCAGAAGUUGCCACCGCACAAUUUUGUUAACUUUAGGUAUUUAAUCAAGUUCCUUGCAAAGCUUGCUCAGACCAGUGACAUUAAUAAAAUGACUCCCAGCAACAUUGCCAUUGUAUUAGGCCCUAACUUGUUAUGGGCCAAAAAUGAAGGGACGCUGGCUGAGAUGGCAGCCGCCACCUCCGUGCACGUGGUCGCGGUGAUCGAGCCCAUCAUCCAGCAUGCCGACUGGUUCUUUCCUGGAGAGGUGGAAUUCAAUGUAUCGGAAGCAUUCGUACCUCUUGCUCCCCCAAACUCCAACCACUCAUCCCACACUGGAAAUGACUCUGACUCGGGGACCCUGGAAAGGAAGCGCCCUGCCAGCAUGGCGGUGAUGGAAGGGGACUUGGUGAAGAAGGAGAGCUUUGGUGUGAAGCUUAUGGACUUCCAGGCCUACCGGCGGGGUGGCACCCUAAAUAGAAAGCACGUAGCCCCUGCUUUCCAGCCGCCACUCCCGCCCACUGAUGGCAGCACCUUGGCUCCAGCGGGCCCAGAGCCCCCUUCCCAGGGCUCUAGGGCUGAGAGCAGCGCAGGGGGUGGGCCUGUUCCCUCCUCUGUGGGCGCCCUGGAGCAGGGGCCGAGCCCAGGCGACAGCAGUCCUCCCAAGUCCAAGGACUCUGCUGCCGGAGCUGUGCCCACGCUGGCACCGGGGAGGAACAGCAUGCAAGGGGCCAGUGCCCAGAGCCAGGGGCAGAGCCCUGCCGGUUCCCAUCAGCUCUCCGUCAGCCCUGCACAGGGCUCCGCUGGCGCCAGCCCUCAUACUGUGCGCCGAGCUGUUAAGAAACCUGCUCCAGCACCCCCGAAACCAGGAAACCCACCUCCUGGCCAUCCCGGGGGCCAGAGUUCUCCAGGGACAGCACAGCAGGCACCCAGCUUGUCACUGAAGCCGGCCACUGGAAGUCCAUCUCCUCCUGUCCCACACACAGGCCUCGUCCCUGGGCAACCGUGUACCACCUCACAGCCGUGCGGUCCCCGGAGAUCCUCGGGCAGCCUGGCUCCUAUGCAGGCACCCAGUCACCCUCCACCACAGCCCCCCACGCAGGCCCCGCAGCCACAAGCCAGGCCAGCUGAGCAGGGACUGGAGCAGCCCGCGAACACCCCACCCAGGACGCCCACGCCUCCCAGCACUCCGCCCUUAGCUAAGCAAAGCCCGGGUCUGCUGGCCUCUCACCCUGAGACUACACAGCCACAUGGUGGCACCUUGCCGAGACCAAGACCAGUACCAAAGCCCAGGAACAGACCCAGUGUACCCCCACCCCCGCACCCUCCUGGUGCCCACCCAGCAGGGGAUGGCAGCCUCUCCAGCGCAGUGCCCACCGCCUCCAAAAUAGUAACGGACGCCAAUUCUAGGCUAUCAGAACCACUUCGCAGCGUCUUUCCUGAAAUACACUCAGACUCAGCCAGCAAAGACCUGCCCGGCCGCGUCCUGUUGGACUUGGACAAUGAUACAGAAAGCACUGCCCUGUGAAGAAAGCCCCCACCUGGCCCCUCCCACCCCGUGAGCGCACCGGGCAGGCGGACCUGGAUCUCUGCAGACCAACAGUGAGCAGCUUUCGGUGGAGGGCGAGAAGCCUGACCACGCGGCUCCGCCUCUCACAGCCCAGCGGCAGAGCGGGGCUGACGCUAAAGCUGAAUGACCUGUGUCUGGAGGACGUGGGCUUUCUUUACGUAGGAAAGAAGUCAUGCCAAACAUAGCCGAGCAGACACCUAGAGUGGAAAGAGCGUUGUUGCCGAGCGGUGGCCACCGUUGGUGCGGGGACAGCGGGGUGAAUAAGCCGCGCCAUGCUGCCGGUGUGUAGUAAGACGCACUCACUAUGCAACUUGCCCUCCCGCUCCCUGGACCUUCGCUCCUGCUGGUGUGAGGUGGUCUGUCUCCCUGACCCUCACCCCGCGAGCUCGUGGUGGCUGCUGGACCCGCCACCUCGGCAAACUGGAUGUAACUCGUGCCUUGUGGGACUGUCCGGAUGCAGAGAGGAAUGUACUGUUCUUUUUUAAAAACAAUGUAAUUGCUACUUGAUAAGGACCGACAUUAUUCUAGUUUCAUGUUUAAUUUGAAUUCAAUACAUUCUGUGGUUUAUAUGAAAACUUGAUUGUUCUUGGAGGAAAAA